Messenger RNA from Microthlaspi erraticum, 1023 nucleotides. The record is from the annotation of a GenBank genome assembly. Lineage: Eukaryota; Viridiplantae; Streptophyta; Magnoliopsida; Brassicales; Brassicaceae.
AUGAAUUCCGAAGGCGAGCCACCGCAGAAAAAGAAGAAAACGAAUCUAUCUCCUUCUUUAUUAUCGCUUCCAGAUGAAAUCAUUGCGAACUGCCUAGCUCACAUAUCGAGAUCGUACUACCCUGAACUCUCCCUUGUCUGCAAGACCUUUCGUUCUCUCAUCUUAUCCAAGGAGCUCUCCAAUGCGCGACUUCUCCUCGGAAACACUCAAUACGUCUUACAUGUCUGCUUACAGUUACCCGAUCGCAAGCAUCCCUCUUGGUUCAGUCUCUGGAUAAAACCUCAUCAAACCCUAAACAAUGACUUGGACAAGUGUAGCAAGAUUACUCGGUUGGUACAAACACCCUCUUCAUAUUCUACCCGUGUACCAUUUUUAAGGGUUAGGGUUGGUUCUGAAUGCUGGCUUGAUGGCUUCAGCCAAACCCAAUAUCGGUCUUCUGUCAUGAAGUGGAAUGUUGCGGGGCCAAAAGAAUCCGCGAAUUGGGCUGAGGUUUUCGAUCCAAAGACUCAAACUUGGGAAACUUUACCUGAUCCUGGGAUCAAGAUACGCUGCUCAAAAAUUAAAGCAAUAGAUGAGAUCAAAGAAAAGCUUUACUUUAGAAGCUACGACGAGAAGGAAGACUAUGUUUUUGAUCCGAAAGAAGGUAAAUGGGACGUCGUCGCUGCGAUAAAAAUGGAUCCCCCGUGUGUGGUGGAGAAUGUAUGCUAUAUUUGUUAUGAAAAAAAUUGCCUGUGGUAUGACAUAAAACUUGAACGAUGGAGAGCGGUUAGAGGUUUGGAUGUGUUGAUUGAGAAUCUUUCUACUCGUAUGAUUAAAGUAGCUAACUACGGUGGGAAACUGUUAAUGUUAGGGGACAAGCCUACAGGGCCUGGUCGUAAUCGAUACAAAUUCAUUUGGUGUGCGGAGAUUGCGCUUGAAAGACGUGAUGAUGGUGAAGUUUGGGGAAACACUAAGUGGGCUAAUGUUGUGCUUAAGGUUCCAAGUUCGUAUGUUUACUUGCGUACUCAAGUGGACAAGAUUUGA